AUGUAUUUCACUAUACAUGUAGUCUUAUUGCUCGCACUAUCAGCAACGGCAUUGGGAAGGCUACCAAAGAAUAGAGGGCAUACAUUGCCAUCUAUUAAUUUGGGCGAUGAUUCAAAUAUCGAAGGAUACUGCUCGACACUCUAUUCCCCUAACUCUCCCCAUAAUAUCACAGAAAAGAUACACCCAUGCUACUAUUACAGAUGUUAUAAUGGCAACUACAUACGAAACAGAUGUCCAGAUGGAUUGGGGCUGAGUAAUGCAUUUAUCAAAAAGUGGAGCAAAAAAGGAAAAGGUCGCAAUAGCAACCCUUGUUACAAACCCAGUAGUAAAUGUAGAAUUACACUAAAGGAAAAGGGUCUAAUUGAUUAUGAGACGACUAUAUGUGGCAUAGAUAUUAUGAUUGUCAUCGAUGUAAGCUGCAGUAUUGACGAAGUUGAUCAGAUGAAAGUGAAGCAAUUUGUGAACAGAUUGGUGAAAGUAUUUCCUAUCAAGCCUGGAUUUACACAACUUGGUGGCCUGGUGUAUUCUAAAGACAUUGAACAUGUAACUUAUUUGAAUGAAUUUGUCACGCGCAGAAAGGUUUUAGAACGCUUUGCCAAUUAUCCCAUUACAAUGAAACCAUGUGGAACAUCAACAUUUGCUGCCCUUGAACUGGCAAGAACAGUGUAUUUUACCGAAAAAAAUGGGAGACGACCCAAUAAAAAGGGAGUAAUCUUGGUCCUAACUGAUGGUUAUACAAAUCCUAUAGGGCGUCAGAAUGACACUCUGUACCAAGCUGCUAUGCUUGAUGCAGAGAUGCCAGAAGUACAGCGCACUGUCAUUGGUCUUCCAAAUAUCAGGCAAGAGGAACGAGGCAAUAGAGGAAAAGAUGGCGUGGCAGAAUGGUCAAAGAUCGCUAGUAGUCCAAAUGAUGUACUUAAUCUAGAUACAUUUGAUGCUUUGUAUGAUAUCAUAGAUGACAUUACGAGGAAAUCAUGUGAGAUUCUCUAA
This is a messenger RNA of Owenia fusiformis, 990 nucleotides long. The record is from the annotation of a GenBank genome assembly. NCBI's taxonomy places the organism in Eukaryota, Metazoa, Annelida, Polychaeta, Sabellida, Oweniidae.